CAUCUUGCACAGAGGGCUUUUAAACAUCAAAGUUCAUGUGUUUUUUCUUGAGCUGCUAAAUCUAUUCUGAAGCCAAGGGUGGACAUUCAGUACAAGGGAAGUGUUGCUUCUUUAAAUGGACAUCUGCUCUUGCGGUAUGGCCCAGAUAUCCAGUAGCAAUGGAUUUAAACAGCGCUCCUCACCUUCUCUGGCAGCCACCAGGUCAAAAGAUGUGGACAAAGAGGAGGCGUUGCAGAUGGAAGCUGAGGCAUUAGCUAAGAUGCAGAAAGAAAGAGGUGUAGCUGGUAAUAAACAAACUUUUCAUUCUUUAAGCAACACCAGACAAAAAGCAGAGACUCAUAACAAACAGGACCAUGAUCUCAUGGUGUUUCCAGAGUCUGAUGCCAAGAGCAUGGAAGAUAAAAUAAGUACCAUUGACAUAGAGAAGCUUACUCAUGCUGAACUAGAGAAGCUGCUGCUGGAUGACAGUUUUGAACCUAGUAAAGUACCUGCAUUGCCAGCGAGUCCUAUUUUGAGCCCAUCUGUGUCUUCGCAAUUUUAUCUUGGGCCUACGGGUCAGAGAAGACAGUGGACGCCUGGGGUACCAGCACCUGUGACAUGCACUUUACCUCCUAUUUACGCCUCAGCUUCUUACACAAAACAGACUGGUGUAUUUCAAAAUGGAUUCCAUCCAAAUAUGUCCUGCUAUCACUCUAGAGAACCUAUUUAUCUUGGUCUUCCAAGACAGUCGCAAUACAUUUCAUACCCAUUGGCAGCUACUACACCUUUCCAUCCACAAAGAAGCCUACCUAUAUAUCCUCCAGUACUUACACCAGAAAUGGCAAAAGUAUUUGACAAAAUUGCAAGCACCUCGGAAUUUCUGAAAAAUGGGAAGUCAAGCACGGACUUGGAAAUGACCGCUAUAAAGUCUGCGGUCUCUAACCUACCAGACUCGGAAAGCUGCAGGGAUGUUAGUAAAUUUGAUUGGUUAGAUUUGGAUCCCCUAAGUAAACCAAAAGUGGAUAGUGUGGAGGCUUUAAAUAAGGCAGAGAAUGAUGGAGAGAGGGCUUCAAGUAUGACUGCUGAAGAUCCAUGGGAUGCUGUGCUGUUAGAAGAAAAGCUGUUAGUAACUUGUCAUCUGGAAAGAAAAGUUAAUGGGAAAUCUUCUGGAGCAACAGUUACAAGGAGCCAGUCCUUAAACAUGCGAACAACUCAGCUUGCAAAGUUACAGGGCCAAACAUCACAGAAAGACAAUGGGACCACUGGCAUACUGACAGAAAACGUGCUUCUCCAAGAAAUUGAAGGGCAGAAUCCAGAACUGUCAGCUUUUUCUCAAGCAGUUACAAAAUUGAGGACCAAGUUUCCUUAUGAUAAUCAGCAAACAAAUCCAGGCUUUGUGCUGAGUCCAGUCAUGCUGCAAAGAAAUAUAAGUGGGGAGAAUGCCAGUAUCAAGGUUUCUAUAGAAAUUGAAGAAUUCCAGCAACCAGUAACAUUUACAUGUGAUGUGAGUUCCCCUGUUGAGCUUAUAAUAAUGCAGGCACUUUGCUGGGUGCAUGAUGACUUGAAUGAAGUGGACAUUGGCAGCUAUAUCCUGAAAGUCUGUGGCCAAGAAGAAGUUUUACAGAAUAAGCACUGUGUAGGAAGUCAUGAAUAUAUUCAGAACUGUCGGAAGUGGGAUACAGAAAUCAAACUGCAGCUCUUGACCCAUAGCGUAAUAUGCCGAGAUCUGGCACGAACAGAAGAGGAUGACAGAACACCCAUACAUCUAACCAAACACCUUUACAAAGUAGAGAAGCCUUUCAGAGAACCUAUUAUAAGGUCUUCAAUAGAAGAGCUUCUUGAUGUGUAUCACAAGCAAGUUAACAUAGCUCUGAAAAAUGAGAACCAGCAUAAAGCAGUAGAUCACGUAAUUAAGACUGUCAGAAAAAUCUGUUCUACAUUGGAUUGUGUAGAGACUCCCGCAAUAACGGACUCAGUAAAGAAGCUAAGGAGGGCUGUUAAUCUUCCAAGGACUAAAAAUACUGAGGUAUCCUUAAAAUGUAGUGACGACACUAGCAAGAGCUCGUCUGAUUCACUGCAGCCUGAAAACCCUUUGAAAGUGAGUGUAGACCAGUUAACAAGAGCAGUUGAGGCCCUUCUGCGACUCCACAUGAAUUCGUGUAGUAGAUCUGCAGCAAUUUCUCCAAAAGAUAGCAGGAGUACUAAGGAAGCAUGGACUGCCACAGAACAUCUCCAGUUCACAAUAUUUGCUGCACAUGGAAUCUCUCCUGGUUGGGUAUCAAAUUAUGAAAAAUACUACUUGAUUUGUUCUCUGAGCCAUAAUGGAAAAGAUCUGUUUAAACCUAUUCAGUCCAAGAAGGUUGGCACAUACAAGAACUUCUUCUACUUGAUUAAAUGGGAUGAACUAAUAAUUUUCCCCAUCCAGAUUUCACAGCUGCCUUUGGAAUCAGUCUUAUGUCUCACUUUGUUUGGAAUCUUAAAUCAAAGUAGUGGGAAUUCUCCUGACUCAAAUAAGCAGAGAAAGGGCCCAGAAAUUUUGGGUCAGGUUUCUCUACCUCUUUUUGAUUUUAGGCGAUUGUUAACUUGUGGAACAAAGCUCUUGCAGCUCUGGACCUCAUCCCAUCCACAUCAAGCAUCAGGGAUGGGCAGUAAGAAAGGAAAUAUGGAAAGAAUAGUAUUGCAGAUUGACUUUCCAUCACCUGCUUUUGAUAUUGAAUAUAAAAUUCCUCAAGCCGCAAAGACUACUGUGCAUCAUUCCAUAGAAACAUUAGAAAAACCAUUGAGAGAACGUCUUCUUGCCAUUAUCUCCAAGGAUAACACUAUUGGGUUGUCAAAAGAAGAUAAAGAAUUUCUGUGGGAGAAGAGACAUUAUUGUCAUAGUCAUACUAGUAGCCUGCCAAAAAUAUUGGUUAGUGCCCCUCACUGGGACUGGGCAAGUCUUCCAGAAAUAUAUUCAUUACUUCAGCAGUGGCCUCCUUUAUCACCCUUAGCUGCACUGGAACUACUUGAUUCAAAGUUUGCUGAUCAGGAAAUACGAAGUACAGCUGUGAAUUGGAUAGAGACACUAAGUGAUGAUGAGUUAACAGAUUUCCUCCCUCAGUUUGUGCAGGCAUUGAGGUAUGAAACCUACCUUGACAGUGCUCUUGUCAAAUUUCUUCUGGCUCGGGCACUGGGAAGCAUUCGAAUAGCACACUACCUAUAUUGGCUUCUUAAGGAUACACUGUAUGAUACAAAGUUUGGUGUAAGGUAUGAGCAAAUUCUUGGAGCUUUUCUUUCAGUCUGUGGAAAAAGGCUAAGGGAAGAGCUUGAGAAGCAGACCAGACUGGUGCAGCUUUUUGGAAUGGUAGCAGAAAGAGUAAAGCAAACAAGUGGAUCUGCUCGGCAGGCUGCCUUGCAAAAUGGCAUGGAACGUGUGCAGUUAUUUUUCUUGAAGAACAAAUGCCGUUUGCCUCUCAAUCCCAGUCUUGUGGCAAAAGAGCUAAAUAUUAAG
This is a messenger RNA of Antrostomus carolinensis (chuck-will's-widow), 3469 nucleotides long. RefSeq names its product phosphatidylinositol 4-phosphate 3-kinase C2 domain-containing subunit alpha. Gene Ontology annotation, biological process: phosphatidylinositol-3-phosphate biosynthetic process; cell migration; phosphatidylinositol 3-kinase/protein kinase B signal transduction. The annotation marks the transcript as partial. The transcript has 21 exons. The record is from RefSeq and is a predicted model, not a curated record. Gene Ontology annotation, cellular component: cytoplasm; phosphatidylinositol 3-kinase complex; plasma membrane. Gene Ontology annotation, molecular function: 1-phosphatidylinositol-4-phosphate 3-kinase activity; 1-phosphatidylinositol-3-kinase activity. Lineage: Eukaryota; Metazoa; Chordata; Aves; Caprimulgiformes; Caprimulgidae.